AUGGAGACUCUGGUGCUUGUUGCCAUUGUGGUGAUUCUGGCCACCUUUUUCCUAGGAAGCACGAUAUUUGCACCCUCUCGAACAGUGGAAAUCAAUCCCGCGGCCGACGAUGUGGCUGUGGAGGAGCAGGAGUUCACUCCUCGUACUCUGUAUAAGUACAAUGGGUUCGAUCUCGAGCAGAUAUAUAUUGCAGUGAAGGGCAAUGUGUAUGAUGUGUCAAAAUCCAGACAAUUCUACGGUCCAUCAGGGCCAUACUCGAACUUUGCUGGCCACGACGCAUCUCGUGGACUAGCAAAAAACUCGUUUGACGAGUCCAUGGUGAGGGAUUUUGGGGAGCCAAUUGACGAUUUGAAAGAUCUUACGGAGGCAGAAUGGAAAGCCCUGGAUGGCUGGGAAGAAACGUUCAAGUCCAAGUACCCUAAGGUGGGGGUUUUGGUGGAGGAAAAGAAAUAG
Messenger RNA from Ogataea parapolymorpha DL-1, 453 nucleotides. Its product is annotated as Heme-binding protein involved in regulation of cytochrome P450 protein Erg11p. Gene Ontology annotation, cellular component: membrane; endomembrane system. The record is from RefSeq and is a predicted model, not a curated record. The transcript has 2 exons. NCBI's taxonomy places the organism in Eukaryota, Fungi, Ascomycota, Pichiomycetes, Pichiales, Pichiaceae. The coding region runs from base 1 to 453 and encodes 150 amino acids.